Sclerotinia trifoliorum is the source of this 1997-nucleotide messenger RNA. NCBI's taxonomy places the organism in Eukaryota, Fungi, Ascomycota, Leotiomycetes, Helotiales, Sclerotiniaceae. The record is from the annotation of a GenBank genome assembly.
AUUGCCUAUUAACAAUACUAAACUUGACUUUUCCACCACACCAUCUGCGAUAAAAGAAAUCCCACCCAUGAAUCAUUCCAAAAAGGGCUUAUCGCAUAUCUCUGGAGAUAAAAGUUAGAAGGCUCUUGCUACCCUUUCAUUCCGAUCAUCCCUAGAAGCUACACCACACCCCCCUUCCUCCCCCCAUUCCUGCUGACUGCGGCCAACUCUCCUCCAAUCACGGAUUCCAUCUUCAUCACACAUCCAUUAUUCGAAGCUAAAGCUUUCAUCAUUCUGAGAGCCUCUACAUUGAUCACGAGGAGAUCUUUUAUUGCAAAGAGAUAUACUAUUCAACUAUAACCCUGUUCGCCGAAGAGGUCAUUGGACACCCCUUUCAACAUUCGCAAGGAAACCAGUCGCAUUAUUUCCACGAGGUCGAUUAACGCACGACAUACCUGCAGACGAAUUAUACUGAGUAGGACAUAAACGGCCGUAUUUUCUUCAACAAAAUACUCCGAACCGAUCACAUCUCUUCGGCCCAUACCCACACCGGUCCUUUCCUCUCACCCAACCAUCUACCUGAAUCUUGAACAUUUACGGCAUCUGCGAAAGGGAAAGGAAUAACAAGGGUUUGGAAAAGGAGCCUUGAUACUAUACAACUGCCGAAAGGUUAAUAGGAUUAAUGCAAUAAUGGCUUCCUCUUCUUUCAGAGAUUCCAUGAAUUCCUUAGGGUGGUCACGUCGCGACCCGGACCUCCCCGUCAACACCGCUCAGCAGACCGGCGGCCUUCUAUCUUCAAUAAAAUCGUUAAAUCCAUUUGGUGAUAGUGGCUAUGUUCGACUGCCCACCACAGAGGGGGCGGGAGCGCCUCUACCUGGUCGAAAUCGACGUGAAGAGGAAGAAGGAUGGUUUGUCCGUAAGUCAACCUACCUACCGAACGUUUCCAUUUCCCCACACGUUGCACUGUCCCUGCAUCCGCUGCCAUCUGGUGCGACGUACAUUGGUGGUGUUAAGUGUGGCUUGACUGGCCCUUUCGUAUCACUUCAAAAAUUGAUUAUCUAGAGGGCUGACUAUUCCAUUUUCCCAUAUUUCAGUGAGUAGGUGGGACCGUCUUUUAUUAUUUGCUGGGUUCAAUAUUGGUGCAUUGGCCUGCUUUGUUAUCUGUUUCGUAUUAUUCCCGUACUUGAUUGUUCUUCCAACCAAGUUUGCGAUUCUGUAAGUCUCACUUUCCUUGCUAUUUUAAACUCACACCCUGCAAGCUUGGUCCAAUACGAGUCGAAGAGCUUCCAACUUUUCAACAAUUUCGCCUCCAUGCAACUACCCGUCGGGCAUUGUGUAUGGAGUUUUUAAGUUUGUCGAUCACUCAUGAUACUACUCAAGUAUUAAUGAAUGAUUUGAGAUAUUGAACGAUUACGAAGUUAUGAUUCAUACAUCUACACCCUCAGAACUGACUUGGAGCGUGUGACAACCAGAUGGACUUUAGGUUCAACGUUAUUCCUCGCAUCAUGGGCUGCAAUGAUGGGCCCGUGGACGUACAUUAGCCACCUGAUAUCAGCGCCACGCCUUCCAUUUACCACGACCUAUUUUGGAUCCAUCGGGUUGACCCUAUAUUUCAGUCUAGGUGUAAGCGUUUUCUCCGAAAUAUGAUUCCUCACCAUCUUCUAAUAACAUAUGGCGUGUAGCUUCGAAGCAAGCCGUUGACCUUGAUCUCGGCCAUUAUUCAAAUAAUAUGCUUGACUUGGUAUCUGGUCAGCUAUUUCCCAAUGGGUUCCAGCGGUCUUCGAUUAGCGACAAGUUUCGGAGUCAAUAGAGCAGCUGCGUGGAUGUCAGGAUAAGCUUGUGGAGACGGAUGAGGUAAUCCCUUUGAAUCAGCAAUUUUGUAAAAUAGUGCAUACAGAUACUACUUAUGUCAUGAUAAAUAUGUCGACGACCUUUUUUGUCAGGUUUGUAUUAGUCAAGUGUAUCAAUGUACGUAUCAAAUGAUGUAAAUAAUCUCGGGAGUUAUCCGAAAAUGAGGA